Molecule: messenger RNA, 1635 nt
Organism: Lachancea lanzarotensis
Lineage: Eukaryota; Fungi; Ascomycota; Saccharomycetes; Saccharomycetales; Saccharomycetaceae
Product: LALA0S05e04038g1_1
Exons: 1
Coding region: 1-1635 (544 amino acids)
Cellular component (GO): membrane
Source: RefSeq, a predicted model, not a curated record
AUGCUCUCAAGUGAUAUCUACUUGCUGGUGAUUCUAGUGGUAUCUUUUGUGUUUUCUUUCCACGUCAGUCGCGAGAUAUUUUGGUUCAAAGCACAGCUUCUAUUCGAGCUUGGAGAUGGUGUAAUGAGUGACCAAAUUGUGGGGCUAGAUGUGCUGAAAGAGCACGAAAAGACGUUCUUGCACAAGUUUUCUAAUCCUUUUUCAUUGUCAUCAAAACGUAUCACGCAAUAUAUUCGUGUGCUGUUUGCAACGACCUGUGCAUUAUGCGUUGUUUCUGUUGAACUUACGCUGUGGGAGAUAGUGAAAGCUGAAAACGAGGGUAAUGUGGAACCAAGUGAUCUCGUUUCAGCUGUGUGGCUAUUUGCCUCCACGGUGUUGGCCUUUAUCCUUAUCUUGAUACAGCCUUAUUUGAUUCUGUCGUCAAUACUUAAUAAGUUUUAUGGCGACAGAUUGAAUCAUAGCUCUCUGACGCUUGUGUGUUGUGGGGUCAUUUUAACAUGGGUUCUCACACUAAAUGGACUGAAUGCCGGCCCAUUUCGUUCCUCGAUCAGUCUUCUCACUAAAAUCUCCAUCAUGGGCGUUAGUGUCAUGGCAUUGUUGUCUGGAAUUGCAUGCCUUUCCACACUGUAUUACAGUGUUGUGUUUUUUUGGCGCAGACGCAAUGGCAGUGGUGACACUGCUGCCGGUAGUGCUCCCCUUCAAUUCUCACGCAAUACACCUGUUCUCUUUUUGGAUGAAGCGUCAUUAGACGCAAAAAAGCAUGAAUGUGAAAUUCAGAUUCAAGAUAGCUUGGCUGUACUACACAAACUCGAAAAAGAACCUGUUCCACCCCCUUUUGCGUUACGACAACAGCUUUUUGAUAGAAUCAGUCAUUACCAAUUAGAGCUAUCAAGAUUGCAAAAAUUGGCUAGCUAUUCAAAGACCAGACAUCUAAUGAAACGAUUGUUUCAUCUUGGCUUUCUGGCUUACUGCAUUUACAGAUUGUCCUCCAUUUUCUUGCGCAGAAUUCCUGCUUUAUGCAUCCAUGGUAUAAGGCAUCCUAAUGACUUUGAGUAUGAAAAAUUGAUGAAACAUUCUAGCGGAGAGACCAUUGCUGGGGAUCCCCUUGCUGUCUCUUUGGCCAAGAUAUGUGACUUCUUUGUCUUCCGAUUGAAAGAGAAAUCUCAGCAAGAUUCUCUCGUGAAACAGAUCUCUCUGAUUUUGUCAUUAUCUUUGUUCGGCUGCUCACUUACAACAGUAAUAGCGACAAUAUCUUAUUUGGCAACGCUUCUACCUCUUCGAGUACGAAUCCUGGCACUGAAAACCAUGAGGCAAAGUCAAAGUAAUGAGCUUCUUCCGACGACCAACGCAAAAAGCUCCCAGAGGAAAAAAUCGGAGCCAUCGAUCAUAAAAAAUCUACUCAUUUCCGAACUCACCGGAAUCUAUGUUCUCGCUACGAUACUCAUGGUGCGCUCGAACUUAUCCAAAGGAGCAGCUCAGCGCUUAAAUCGAAUGUUGGGAGAGAAAAGCGUCGUUCCUUAUAUCGUUCUUGAUGUGUGGUUUGACAAAAUAUUCGCACUGGGCGCUAUGAUAUCGCUGGUAGGCAUCAAAUUGGCAGAAAGGACAACAGUGUAUCCAAAAACUAAUACUGUAUAA